This is a messenger RNA of Otolemur garnettii (small-eared galago), 3115 nucleotides long. RefSeq names its product exo/endonuclease G (gene EXOG). Gene Ontology annotation, molecular function: RNA endonuclease activity; metal ion binding; single-stranded DNA endonuclease activity. Gene Ontology annotation, cellular component: nucleus; mitochondrial inner membrane. The record is from RefSeq and is a predicted model, not a curated record. Gene Ontology annotation, biological process: apoptotic DNA fragmentation. NCBI's taxonomy places the organism in Eukaryota, Metazoa, Chordata, Mammalia, Primates, Galagidae. Bases 1 to 1137 code for a protein of 378 amino acids. The transcript is spliced from 6 exons.
AUGCGUUCUGGCCAAGGUGCCGCGGUUAAUAUGGCAGCCAAGAGUGUUGCUUCCCGCCUCCGAAGCUCCCGGCGUUUUCUGAGUGGCUUUGUGGCCGGGGCUGUCGUGGGAGCCGCAGGAGCUGGGCUCACUGCACUGCAGCUUUUCCGGAGUCAGAGUGCUGAGGCAGUGCUAGCAGUGAACGAACCGGACGGAUAUGCAGAAAACGCUCUCUUAGGACAAUUUGGAUUCCCUUUAACUGGAACAGAGACAAAGUGUUACACUAACCAUGCCUUGUCCUAUGAUCAGACAAAGCGGGUGCCUAGAUGGGUUCUUGAACAUAUUUCUAAAAGCAAGAUAAUGGGUGAUGCAGACAGAAAACAUUGUAAAUUCAAGCCUGAUCCUAACAUCCCUCCAAUCUUCAGUGCUGUCAAUGAGGACUAUUUUGGAAGCGGGUGGUCACGAGGACACAUGGCUCCAGCAGGAAAUAAUAAAUUUUCAAGUAAAGCCAUGGCUGAAACCUUUUACCUUUCUAAUGUUGUGCCUCAGAAUUUUGAUAAUAAUUCUGGAUAUUGGAACAGAAUAGAAAUGUACUGUCGAGAACUGACAGAGAGGUUUGAAGAUGUUUGGGUGGUAUCUGGACCUUUGACCUUACCUCAGACUAGAAGUGAUGGAAAGAAAACUGUUACUUACCAGGUGAUUGGUGAAGACAAUGUGGCAGUCCCCUCGCAUCUCUAUAAAGUGAUCCUGGCCCGCAGAAGCCCAGUAUCUACUGAACCUCUGGCACUAGGGGCCUUUGUGGUACCCAAUGAACCUAUUGGCUUCCAACCCCAGUUAACUGAAUUCCAAGUGAGCCUCCAGGACCUGGAGAAGUUGUCAGGACUGGUGUUUUUUCCUCAUUUGGAUAGAACUAGUGGUAUCAGGAAUAUCUGCUCUGUGGACACCUGUAAGCUCCUGGAUUUCCAGGAGUUCACUCUAUACCUGAGCACAAGAAAGAUUGAGGGAGCCCGAUCAGUGCUCAGACUAGAAAAGAUCAUGGAAAAUUUGAAGAAUGCAGGAGUUGAACCAGAUGAUUACUUCAUGAGUCGCUAUGAGAAGAAACUAGAAGAACUCAAAGCUAAGGAACAGUUAGGAGCCCAGACAAAAAAGCUAUCUUAGAAGAUGUGUGCCCUUAUCUAUGAUGAAGCAAGUGUGCCCUCUCUUCAAGCUGAUAUAUUUUAGUGGCUUUGCUUAAAAGUAAUAAUGGAAUCCUAAGUUUACUAUUAAAAAUUCCCCUAAAAGAUGAAGGUCUAGAACUUUUUGGUCAGUAUUGUAUUUAACUUGGAAACACAUUAUUAAGAAAGUUGUUAUACCUAUAAAUCGAGGUCUAAUCUGUGUGAAGUUAACUGGAGAACUAUGUCCAUAGAUGGAACUGCAUUUGUGUCUCUCUGGAUAUAUAGUAGUAUGUGAAGGGACUGUUUAGUCCCAUGCCUUCAAAUCAUGCAUUGUCUUAAGUGUACCUGCUCAGCCUUUUGGGAACACAACAUUGCACUUCUUUUUUCUCCUGUGACCUGAGUUGGUCUUGGAGAUAGCUUUUAGAAAUCCUCUAUGUGUUAAUCUUUCCACUUGUACUGAUCUUUGUUUCUUGUUUCUCCUCUCAUGAACCUACUAUUUCUCUACUUCUGUCUAUAUAGAAGCACUCAGCAACUAUAGUUUCAGUUUACUUAGUGCGUUCUGUCUGUGUGGCUCAGUGUAUUUUCUCACAAUGGCCCUCUGAGAUAAAUAAUGUCACUAUCCCCAUUUUUCCUCGGAGAAAAUUGAGGCUUAGAGAGCUUAGUAUCUUGCCCAAAGUUCACCUUCCUAAAGAAGUCUGAGAUACACAGGUCUGGAGUAUACAGGGUUAAGAAAAAAACUAAGAUAGAUUGAAAUCUUCCCUGACAUGAAUUUUUCUCUCAGAAGUAUAUACCUAUUUCCACUGGUGCCUGUGCCUUAGGAUUACUUGGUAAGAAGUGUCUGGUAUCUUGUCUCCUUUGCAAGCCAAAGGGACUUAAUGUCCUUUGACUUGAGUUUACCUCAGCUCCUCAGAAAGAGAUAGAGCAGCUACUUAGGAGUUAGGACAAAGCUUUGUAGGGUUUAUCAGAACCCUUGCUUGCCUCCAGGGGUGCAGUUCUUCUAGAGCCAACUAGAAGAUGGUGCCAACUCGGUGUGUUCUUUGUUUUCCAGAUGAAUUUUUGUUAAAAUUAACCUAAGAAGGGACUAUGCGCACAGGGUCACCAGGUUAUGAUUUGCUUGCCUCUGUCUCUGUGUGUCUACCUGGGUAGUGUGGGGCAGGGGGUACUUUGGACCAAAGGUCCAAGGCAGUUAUUUCUGGGGGAAAUGGUGGUGGUUUUUCUGAGCCAGAUCUCUAGUUUGAGUCCUUUUAUAGACUCUUAUAAGUAUAGGCAGUAAAAUGUUUAGAGGGCAUAAGAACUUGUCUAAACCUGUCAUAUUACUGCUAUCUUUCCAAGUGGUAUUACAAGAACAAUUUUUGUGGUGUUUUUGUGUUUUUCUCUAACAAAUGCCAAGGCUUUAAGAUAAAGAUAAGAUUAUAAUGAUUGACCUUGUUCUGCUCCUUCAUUUGGGUAAAAAAGAAAAGUUGAGGGGUCAGAACACAGUAGCCUGAUUAAUACCGUUCUGUUUUAUCACACUGUUCCCCAUUAACUUGUGCCAAGUCCUCCUCUUUUCAGGCAUAUAGAGCCAAAAUGUCACUGUGACCAAACAGUCUGUUAUUUUCUGUCCUCAUUGGAGAGGUGAUGGUGGGACCUGGGUGUUUCUUCUGGAGCUUGAGGGGGUAGCUCUGUGGAAUAAGUCCUAGGUACUUACUGCCUAUCUCCAGAGGCAGGCUUCCUACUCCCUUCCCCUGUCACCAUGCUCUGCUCUGUUCUGCUGACCUGAAUUGCCAGCAGCCUUGGAGUUAUUUUUUUUGCCCCUUUCAUUCCUGCCUCUCCACUUAGAUGGUAGAGAAUCUUGAUUUUUAGAUCAAUAAGUGUCUUAGGUUUUUAUUUCCUAUGAAAGAUGCUACCUGGUCAUUGUGAAAGAUGGAGAUAAGAGUUUGUAAGACAAAAUUGUGGUCUGCCUCUCCUCAUUUUGAUAUGUAAAAAUUUUGUUGGAUAUAGCA